AUGUCUCUCCUCGCUUAUGCUUGCAGCGUUCUCAUUCUAUGUGUCCUCUUUUGGCUGGAGGCUGCAACGGCUGUGAGAGCUGCGUCAUUCGCAACAAUGCUCUCAUCCACAGCAAACAGUACCGUGAUUGACACAACAGUUGUCAUGAAUGACGAACAAAGAGUUGAUUUUUUAAAGAAUUGUGUGGAAUCUAGACAGCGUUUUUAUCCUUUUAGGACAUCGGUAGCUUCAUCGAACGAUGAAUGUUGUUUGAGAUUAGCAAGAAAUCAUCUCUACAAGGAAGUGAUUGAAGAAUUUGAAAGUAUUUCAAUCGCCAACCACACCAAGUUUUACUAUCCUUCCGUUCCUGCGCAGAUUAUUUCCACAUUGAGAGUUUGUCAAGGGAUUGUUGAUAUCGAUGAUCCUAAACAAAAAUACUCGCUUCAAAGAAACUUCUCUCAAUUAUUCCUCUCGAAACAAGCUUCUUGGCAUCUCUCUUCGAUUGACACGCUCAAGGAUCAAAAAGGAAUGGGAACGUUUCCAACCCAAAUCCAUGACGUCUGUGAAGGAAAUUUCACAUGUGUGUCGAUCAUGAUGAAGUUAUGUGCCAGUCAUAUCAUUUUCACACACAAUCUCAAAACUCAACCCAAUGAUUACCACAAUGGUGAACAAGUCAUCAACACGUAUUACCACCAAGUCAUCAAUUCAAGGUUCUCAGGAAUGGAUCAAACUCUCGUUUCAAUGCUCUGGUCUUCCUGUGAGGAAAAAGUACAUCACAAUACGAGUAACAACAAAUUCACCCCAAACCUUGAAGCAAACCAAAUCCCAAUGAUGAGCCAACAACAUGCCUCAAUCAUGAUCAUCACAAUUUGUCUUGUUGGAAUUGUGUGCUUUUCAAUAAGAACCUAUCUUCCCUUUUCCAAGACAAUGGAGAAGUCAGUACAAGCGAACGAUGGAAUUGAAGAAAAAGAAGUCCAAAGUUCUCAACUUGUGAUUGAAACAAGUAGCGAGGACGCUCAUUCCAAAGACGACGGACAACAAAUCAAACCUCCUGAAAAUACAGCAGCCAGCAUACCCUCUGUGUCAACAGUCCCACCUUUUGAACCACACUCUCAUCACAUUACUCCUGAACGAGUCGCAAAAGAGUGUGCAAAACAACUUCAAUUAUCACCCGAAGAAAAACAUGCUUUAGAGAAGCUCGAUGAUAAAAUUGUAAAGCAAUGGCUCUUGAUUUAUGAGGCGAAUUCCCAGGCUGACGAUACCACCUCAUCUACACCACUCGAAUGUGAAGAGUUCCAAAAGUUUUCAGACCUAUUUGGACGAACAAUUUAUUUUGCAUUACAAUUUUGUGAGGCCGAACAAAAGCUUAAGGAUUCCAAAUCCAUUACAGAAAAAGAGAUGGAGGAGUUGAGAAAUCAGUGUGUCUGUUGGCAGAACAAAUUUGAACAACAAGCAUCACUGUUGAACAUUACGAUCAAGGAGCGAGACCAUUUGAAAGAAAAAGUUGCACAAACUCUUGAGAUGUUGAGAGAGACUCAUGAACGUUUCAUGAAAGAAAGUGAGAAUGUUCAACAGAUUAAAACAGAGAAUGAAAAUCUUGCUUUCAAAAACAAGGAAGCAGAGGAGAAGUAUGACACACUCACAAAACAGAUGGAGAACUUCCAUAGUGAGAUGGUUCAACUAAAAGCGAGAAAGUUAGAGUUUGAAAUGGAGUUAGAAAAAACAAAAAAAGAAAUAGAACAGAAUAUCAUUCUUCAGCAACAGAUUGAGAGUGAAUGUCACGAGAAGGGACAACAAAUUGAAGUAAAAGAUCGACAAAUUGAGGAACUCACCAAAAGAGUGAACGAUACUUCCUUGGAGUUGGAGUCUGUAAAGCAGCGUUGUGAAAAGUUAAAGAUUAAUCUUGAUGAACUGGAAAAUGAAAAAACGAAGAACAUUGACGAGUUACAACAACAAAUGCAAACACUUAAAGACUGUCACCAAACAAAAGAAGAAACCUUUUACCAUGAAAAAAUACAGCUCAACGAACAUAUCAAGCAAUUGGAAAACAAGUUAGAAAAGGCCAAACAGGAAUUCAUUUCGAGAUCAGAAUCACUGGAAAAGACGAUUGAAGAGCUCCAAGAUGAAAAGCAAGCAAUUCUCACACAUAUGCAAAAACAAAAGGAGGAUCUCGAAAAACAAUUAGAGAAGCUACAGGAGGAUUUAAAGGACCUCAAGAACAAAUAUCAAACCCUAAAGAAUUAUUCGAUUUCAAAGGACUCCCAUUGUUCGACUGCUGUCAAUUCCCCUUCGAAAGCCAAUGCUACUGGUUCCUCAAGAAAGGUAAAAAGGCAAAGCUCCACAUUGGAUCCACAAGCCUUUCGAGAUUGUUGUAUCAUGUGCUUUGAUCGAGAGAUGAUCAAGAUUGCUGUGGAUGACGAAACUCUUCAGAAAGUUCUACCCUCAUUGACCUUGUUGUAUCAAAACAUAUCAACAGGAGACAAUAUUAAGAAGCAAUGA
Molecule: messenger RNA, 2478 nt
Organism: Naegleria lovaniensis
Lineage: Eukaryota; Heterolobosea; Eutetramitea; Acrasida; Naegleriidae
Exons: 1
Coding region: 1-2478 (825 amino acids)
Source: RefSeq, a predicted model, not a curated record